AUGGCGGAUAAACAUCAGCCGGAUUCUAGUAAUUCUGUUCAAAUGGGUAUACGGCAUAAGCAAGGUAUGCCCAUGCAAAGUCAAUUCGAACAAGCUAUUUUAGAUGUUUAUGAUUUUUGUAUUAAAGAAAAAGAAGCAGGCGUUCCUAUAAUUCCAUUAAAUCAUUUUUCUAAACGUGUAUGUGAACUCUUAAAGAUUUCAGAUUCUUCAGUUAAAAGAGUAUUAAGAAAACGAGAAAAUGGAGAACCAUUAGCACCAGUUAAAAGAACUAGAAAUAGAAAAAGCCCAAUUACAAACAUAGAUGAUUUUACUAGAGAUGCUAUUGCUAGAAAAGUUCAUGCCUACAAUUUUCAGGUGAAUAUUUACAUGAAUAAGUAUAAAUCUCUUUUAGACAAACAUUUUACCAUGGCAGCCCUUUUAGAAGAGUGUAAAACAGACCUUGGAUUCAAGGGUUGUGAAAAAUCAUUGCGAGCAAUUUUACAAAAACAAUUGGGUUUCGUCUUCAAAAAAGUUGAUAAUAAAUUAAAACUGGAACAAAGAAGACUCGUUAAAAAACGUACGCGUAGUCCUAAGCAACAAAAACCUACAAAAAAAACUAAAAAACUUAAGCAAAAUAGUGUUCCUGUUCAAACUCAAACAAUGCAAAGUGGUCCAGUUCCUGAUAUGUCAAUGGGUUCUAACGAUAGAAAUAAUACAAUCGAUCACAUGGGUGCAACAUUGCAUGCCAUACCAAUUCACAGAGGGACUCAUACUGGAAUGGAAGAAAUUCAAAUUAGGCAUCAAGCUCAUCAGACUGAUACUAUAGAACAUAUGGCUCUAACAGGAUUAGUAGCUCACAGGGCUAAUGUUAUUGAAAGUAUGGCAAUGGCACAUAGGGCUAAUGACAUAACAAUGCAACAACAUCACAGAGGACAUACAAUGGAAGGAAUGACAACAGUCAUUAACGAGUUUAGGAAAAUUUACAAAAAAUGUGCCAACAAGGCUAUUUCUUAUGAAGUUCUCACAAACUUCAUAAGCGUAAUGUAA
This is a messenger RNA of Pediculus humanus corporis (human body louse), 1026 nucleotides long. RefSeq lists its product as uncharacterized. The coding region runs from base 1 to 1026 and encodes 341 amino acids. NCBI's taxonomy places the organism in Eukaryota, Metazoa, Arthropoda, Insecta, Psocodea, Pediculidae. The record is from RefSeq and is a predicted model, not a curated record. The transcript is spliced from 5 exons.